AUGAAGAGGAAGAAUGAUAUUAAAACAUGGAGUACAUUUAUCGAAGAAAUGCAGAAAGAAUAUUCAGUGGAAGAAAAACAAAGUCAGGCUACUGAUGGUCAAAGAAAACGUCAACCACAUAUUUAUCAUCAACAACAUCUGCAACGAGUGUAUGAUCACUACUCAGUGGAGACGAUAGUCUUGGAAAAACUAACAGCCGUGAUGGACACAGAAGAAUUAGAAUGGCCGAAACAAGGUGAAUCAUGGGCUGAUUAUGAGAUAAAACAACAACGUGAAAGAUUUCGAAAGAUAACAACAAACGAGUGUGAUAUAUUAAACGAGCUGGUUAAUAGUGGUCCUCAAUUAUCAACAACAUCAGAAGAAGGAGAAGAGGAAGAAGAAGGUGAAAAAGUAGAAGAAGUAUUUGAAGAAAACGAAGAACAAGGAGCAGAAUUAGAAGUUAAUGAUGAUCGCCAACCACAAUUACACAAUAGUGUUAUUCGACUGAUGGAUGACGCUCGUACACUCUUAUUGUCGAAAUUAUAUGGUGUAAUCGAACAUUUACAAGUGAACAGGAGAGUAAAACCAUUCUUAUCAUCAGUGCCAUUAUUCCAGUUCGCUCUAUCUCGUAGUGGCAUAUCAUCAGACCCCAUAACAUCCUUUCAUGGUAGUACAACUGGCAGAAAAGGACUAUUAACAAC
Messenger RNA from Didymodactylos carnosus, 680 nucleotides. The record is from the annotation of a GenBank genome assembly. Lineage: Eukaryota; Metazoa; Rotifera; Eurotatoria; Philodinida; Philodinidae.